This is a messenger RNA of Oryza sativa Japonica Group (Japanese rice), 1876 nucleotides long. NCBI's taxonomy places the organism in Eukaryota, Viridiplantae, Streptophyta, Magnoliopsida, Poales, Poaceae. The record is from RefSeq and is a predicted model, not a curated record.
CUCCACAGCAAGCACUCUCAGGCAAGCAGACGCCCGCACCGAAGCGCCGCCGCCGCGUUCACCGUUCGUCCGUUCCGCUCUUCCGCUCCAGUCUCCACCGCACCCGCCCACCCGCGCGCCGCCGCCGCCGCCGUGCAAUGGAAUCGAGGAAGCCGCCGCCCUCCGCCCUCGUCGACAACCACGUGGUCCCCGGGGACGUCGUCCUCGACCUCGCCGAGAUGACCAACCAGACCAUCAAGCUCGGCGCCGGCCUGCGACAGGAUUGCGACACCAUACAGGCUACCAGUGCUGGGAGGCUACGGCUUUCGAAGCCCAGCAAAUACUGGGUCGAGAGCUCGCAGAAGAGGUAUAUACCUUCUGUAGAAGAUACAGUUCUUGGUGUUGUGGUUGACACCAAACCAGAUAACUUCUUGGUGGAUAUAAAAGGUCCUAAUUUGGCCUUUUUACCAGUUCUUGCAUUUGAAGGUGGUACCAGGAGAAAUAUUCCAAAGUUCGAGAUUGGUACAUUAAUAUAUGCACGAGUGGUGAAAGCAAAUAGCAUCAUGAACCCAGAGCUCUCGUGCAUGGAUGCUACUGGGAAAGCAGCCGAAUUUGGUCAACUAAAAGAUGGCUAUAUGUUUGACACGUCUACUGGCCUGUCGCGGAUGUUGUUAAGUUCUCCAACAUGUCCAAUUCUAGAGGCCCUUGGAAAAAAACUUUCAUUUGAGAUUGCUGUUGGCCUGAAUGGCCGAGUGUGGGUUAAUGCACCUUCUCCAAGUAAUGUCAUUGUUGUAUCAAAUGCGAUUAUAAAAUCAGAAUCUUUGAGUGGCAUAGGGCAACGAAGUAUGGUGGAAAGUCUCUUGGAGAGACUAUCUUGAUGGUAAGCAAACUUUUUUUUUUGUCUUGGGUAAAAGUUUGAAUUUGUGGUUCCCAUUUUGCUUUAAAUAUUAACAAGUAUAACAUGGGGUCCUAUCAUUUUUUGUUACUUAAUUUUAAAUAUUCAUUCCCAUUUAUGUUUCUAUGAGCGUAUAUAUUUACCUUAAACAAAAACUUAAGCUGCGGUCAGUUUUACCUUGGGCUCUCUGCAUUCUGCAGCUGCCCUCAGGUCCCUACUAAGAUGAAAGCAUACUUUGUUCUGUUGUUCGAUUUCCCAUUUAUUUGUUACUAUCAUGCAACCACCAACUUUGAGGUUGAUAUGACAGCUUCCUUUGUCAUGUUAGCUAGAUCUGGAUUCCUAGGUCCCUUACGAGCAUUCUUCCUUAUCUGUUAUUGUCUCUCUUGAUUAUUAGCCAUAGCCCACAAAUUAUGUAGCCUUCACAUCAUGUUAUACAAAAAUAUGUUGUCAUGUAUAGCGUAGGACUACUACCUCUAAUCUACACCUUUAUGCUCAUUUUUCCUUAUCAUUAUUAUUUUGUGGGUACACUGUUCUCUAGUCAGUGUAGGGAGAACCGACUGGCAGUACUAAUGAAUCUUAAAGGAAUUACUGGUUAGACGUCAGCUAUGAUUCUGCAAACCGGAGAAACGGCACUAUAAUCGUGUUAUCUCAACAGGGAGCGGUAGAAGAAUGUACACAUAAGCAGGUACAUGAAAGAAGUUGAUGCGUUUUGAUGUCUUAUAUAUGAAGUUAACUGGAUGAUUCCGCUUAUGAAACUUCAUAGAGAGUUUUGUUCCAAUCAUACGUGAUACGCUGGUUUGUAAGAUGUCCUGGGAUUUGCACAAGGUUACUUGCUGAUCUGCUGGAAGAUGAUUGGUGGGUGAUAUUGAAUUUCUCAGAUAUAUGGCGUGUGAAAUUCCCCAUCUGUAUAAACUAACAUAUCAGCUGAACUAGUACUUCUCAAAUGAUAAUUUAGCUCCCAUCUUUAAGUGACCUAUGCGUGACGUUGGGAGAAUUUAGCCA